Molecule: messenger RNA, 7180 nt
Organism: Carassius auratus (goldfish)
Lineage: Eukaryota; Metazoa; Chordata; Actinopteri; Cypriniformes; Cyprinidae
Product: NACHT, LRR and PYD domains-containing protein 12
Exons: 12
Coding region: 192-5345 (1717 amino acids)
Molecular function (GO): protein binding
Source: RefSeq, a predicted model, not a curated record
CUUCUAAUUGACUUGUCUCCGUACCCAAAGGGGUCGCUGUGUCCAUUUCUUUUACUAGGCGGAGCAGUAUCUUCGGUGAAACCGAAAGCAAACAGAGCACUGGACUGGACUCCAUUUUAGAAGAUUCGAGAACAAAACGUCUUCGCAGAUCACGACCUGAAAUCAAGCUUAACAUCAAUGAGGAAGAAAAGAUGAACUCUAAAGCCAGUGAAAUGAGUGUGUGUGAGGAGAGAGAGCAGGAGGCUCCUGAUCACCCUCAGAGAGCAGCAUCUCCAGGAUUCAGCUUUGUGUCAAUGAAGAGUAACAACUCCAUGAAUAUUCCUCCUGUUCUCGGUGAUGUUCACCCUCAGAGAGCAGCAUCUCCAGGAUUCAGCUGUGUGUCUAUGAAGAGUAACGACUCCAUGAUUAUUCCUCCUGUUCUCGGUGAUGUUCACCCUCAGAGAGCAGGGUCUCCAGGAUUCAGCUGUGUGUCUAUGAAGAGUAACGACUCCAUGAUUAUUCCUCCUGGACUCAGUGAUCACGCUCCGAGAGUAUCAUCUCCAGGAUUCAGCUGUGUGUCAAUGAAGAGUAACGACUCCAUGAUUAUUCCUCCUGUUCUCGGUGAUGUUCACCCUCAGAGAGCAGCAUCUCCAGGAUUCAGCUGUGUGUCAAUGAAGAGUAACAACUCCAUGAUUAUUCCUCCUGUUCUCGGUGAUGUUCACCCUCAGAGAGCAGCAUCUCCAGGAUUCAGCUGUGUGUCAAUGAAGAGUAACGACUCCAUGAUUAUUCCUCCUGUUCUCGGUGAUGUUCACCCUCAGAGAGCAGCAUCUCCAGGAUUCAGCUGUGUGUCUAUGAAGAGUAACGACUCCAUGAUUAUUCCUCCUGGACUCAGUGAUCACGCUCCGAGAGUAUCAUCUCCAGGAUUCAGCUGUGUGUCAAUGAAGAGUAACGACUCCAUGAUUAUUCCUCCUGUUCUCGGUGAUGUUCACCCUCAGAGAGCAGCAUCUCCAGGAUUCAGCUGUGUGUCAAUGAAGAGUAACGACUCCAUGAUUAUUCCUCCUGUUCUCGGUGAUGUUCACCCUCAGAGAGCAGCAUCUCCAGGAUUCAGCUGUGUGUCAAUGAAGAGUAACGACUCCAUGAUUAUUCCUCCUGUUCUCGGUGAUGUUCACCCUCAGAGAGCAGGGUCUCCAGGAUUCAGCUGUGUGUCUAUGAAGAGUAACGACUCCAUGAUUAUUCCUCCUGUUCUCGGUGAUGUUCACCCUCAGAGAGCAGCAUCUCCAGGAUUUAGCUGUGUGUCUAUGAAGAGUAACGACUCCAUGAUUAUUCCUCCUGUUCUCGGUGAUGUUCACCCUCAGAGAGCAGCAUCUCCAGGAUUUAGCUGUGUGUCUAUGAAGAGUAACGACUCCAUGAUUAUUCCUCCUGUUCUCGGUGAUGUUCACCCUCAGAGAGCAGCAUCUCCAGGAUUCAGCUGUGUGUCAAUGAAGAGUAACGACUCCAUGAUUAUUCCUCCUGUUCUCAGUGAUGUUCACCCUCAGAGAGCAGCAUCUCCAGGAUUCAGCUGUGUGUCUGUGAAGAGUAACGACUCCAUGAUUAUUCAUCCUGUUCUCGGUGAUGUUCACCCUCAAAGAGCAUCAUCUCCAGGAUUCAGCUGUGUGUCUGUGAAGAGUAACGACUCCAUGAUUAUUCAUCCUGAACUCGGCGAUGGACCUGCUGUGACCUCUCACCAUUUCCUCAUCAGCAGGAAGAGGAAGAGAGAAGAGUCUCCAGCAUCCAACAGUUUGUCCAUGAAAAACCACCCACACAUGUUCAGUAAGAGUGCAGUGCACUUGUACUCUGUUAAUGAUUGGAGAGCUGACCAGAUCAGACAUGUGUCCUCACAGACUGGCACAUCCUCCUGCUAUCAGAACCACAUCAGUCAUCAUGACACAGAAGCAGCUCUGCAGCUCGAUUCUCAUCAACCAGAGCAUGAUGAUCUGCAGAGAGUCAAAGACCAGCACAAAACCAGCAUGAAGAACAAGUAUGAGAGCUUAUUUGAGGGAGUCAAACUACAAGAGAAUCAAACCCUCCUGAACAGUAUUUACACACAGCUGUACAUCAUAGAGGGAGAGAGUGAAGGAGUGAAUGAAGAACAUGAAGUGCUACAGAUGGAGAAAAGUUACAGGACACUCCAAGACACUCCAAUCAACUGCAAUGACAUCUUUAAUCCUUUACCUGAACCAGGAGAUGAGGAGAAGAGAAGAGAGAAGAAAGACACAAUAAAGACUGUUCUUACUAAAGGCAUCGCUGGAAUUGGAAAAACCGUCUCUGUGCAGAAGUUCAUUCUGGACUGGGCCGAGGGAAAAGCCAAUCAGGAUGUAGAUUUCAUGUUUGUGCUUACAUUUAGAGAAAUGAACUUGAUUGAAGAUCAUCAGUACAGUCUUCACAGACUUCUGCUUGACUUUCAUCCUGAACUUCAAGAUCUGGACUCAAAGAUUUAUGAUGAAUGUAAAGUUGUGUUCAUCUUUGAUGGUCUGGAUGAAAGCAGAAUUACACUGAUGUUUUCAGACAGUCAGAAAGUUUCUGAUGUGACUGAGAUUUCAUCAGUGGGUCUGUUGAUGUCUAACCUCCUGAGAGGAGAUCUGCUUCCCUCUGCUCUCAUCUGGAUCACCACCAGACCAGCAGCAGCCAAUCAGAUCCCCUCUAACUACAUCAACCGUGUGACAGAGAUUCAGGGAUUCAAUGACCCUCAGAAGGAGGAAUAUUUCAGGAAGAGAAUCAGUGACGAGCAUCAAGCCAGCAGAAUCAUCUCACACAUCAGAAGAGCAAGAAGCCUCCACAUCAUGUGUCACAUACCCGUCUUCUGCUGGAUCUCAUCCACUGUGCUUCAAAACAUCCUGAAACAAGAUCUCAGUGCAGAAAUCCCUCAAACUCUGACUGAAAUGUACAUCUACUUCCUGCUCAUUCAAACAAAGAUGAGGAACCAGAAGUAUGAAGAGCGACAUCCAGAGAAACUCCUGCAGUCCAACAGAGAAGUGAUUGUGAAACUUGCUGAACUGGCUUUCAAUCAGCUGAUGAAGGGGAAUGUGAUGUUUUAUGAGGAGGACCUGAGAGAGAGCGGUAUAGACGUCACUGACGCCUCGGUGUAUUCUGGGAUCUGCACUGAGAUCUUUAGAGAGGAAUCUGUGAUUUAUCAGAGGAAGGUUUACAGCUUUGUUCAUCUGAGCUUUCAGGAGUUUUUUGCAGCACUGUAUGUGUUUUUCUGCUAUUUACACAAGAACAGUGAGGUUCUGAAGAUGUUCCUGACAGGAAAGAACAGAACUCAGUGUGAGAAAGUUUCUCUGGAUGUGUUUCUGAAGGAAGCAGUGAAUAAAGCCUUGAGCAGUGAAAAUGGACACCUGGAUCUCUUCCUUCGGUUUCUUCAUGGCGUCUCACUGGAGUCCAAUCAGAGACUCUUACAGGAAGUACUGAUACACACAGAGAACAACCCAGAGAACAUCAAGAAAAUAACCCAAAACCUCAAACGAGGUCAAAAAAACAAUAUCAGUCCUGAAAGAUGGAUGAAUCUGACACACUGCUUGAUUGAGAUGAAAGAUGAUUCUGUUAUUAAAGAAAUGCAGGCGUUUUUAAACUCUAAAACAAAAAGAAAAAAGCUCUCUCUUGCACAAUGUUCAACUUUGGCAAACAUAAUCCUGAUGUCAGAGGAGGCGCUGGAUGAGUUUGAUAUUAAACAGUACAAUAUCAACGCUAGAGAGGGUCGAUGGAGACUGUUACCUGCUGUGAGGAACUGCAGAAAAGCUGUAUUAACAGACUGCAAUCUCACUGAUCAACAUUGUGAAUUUGUGGCUUCAGCUCUACAAUCAUCAAACUCCCCCCUGAGAGAGCUGGACCUGAGUAAGAAUCACCUGCAGGAUUCAGCAGUAAAACUGCUCUCCGAUGGACUGAAGAGUCCAAACUGUCAACUCAACAUACUGAGAUUAAUAGACUGUAAUCUCACUGAUCAACAUUGUGAAUUUGUGGCUUCAGCUCUACAAUCAUCAAACUCCCCACUGAGAGAGCUGGACCUGAGUAAGAAUCACCUGCAGGAUUCAGCAGUGAAACUGCUCUCCGAUGGACUGAAGAGUCCAAACUGUCAACUCAACAUACUGAGAUUAUCUCGUUGUUUGGUGACAGAAGAAGGUUGUGCUGCUCUGUCAUCAGCUCUGAGUUCAAACCCCUCACACCUAAAAGAGCUGGAUCUGAGCCACAAUCACCCAGGAGAAUCAGCAGUGAAGCUAAUCAACCAACUGGAAAAAAUCAAUCUGACAGGUUGUAAUCUCUCUGAUCAACAUUGUGAAAUUGUGGCUUCAGCUCUACAGUCAUCCAACUCCCCACUGAGAGAGCUGGACCUGAGUAACAAUGAUCUGCAGGAUUCAGGAAUAAAGCUGCUGAUUGGAUUAAAGAGUGCAAACUGUCAACUCUGCAUACUGAGAUUGGUCAGCUGUAAUCUCACUGGUCAGCACUGUGAAUUUGUGGCUUCAGCUCUACAGUCAUCAAACUCCCCACUGAGAGAGCUGGUCCUGAGUCGCAAUGAUCUUCAGGAUACAGGAAUAAAGCUGCUGUGUGCUGGACUAAGGAGCCCAAACUGUCAACUCAACAUACUGAGAUUAUCUGGCUGUAUGGUGACAGAAGAUGGUUGUGCUGCUCUGGCAUCAGCUCUGAGUUCAAACCCCUCACACCUGAGAGAGCUGGAUCUAAGCUACAAUCACCCAGGAGAAUCAGGAGUUAAACUCUCUGAAACACUCAAACAUCUGGACAAACUCAAUGUGGAUCAUGGAGGAGAGAUCAGGAUCACAGCAGGACGCCACAAAUACGCCUGUGAUCUCACACUGGAUCCAAACACAGCACACACUCGACUCGUUCUGUCUGAGGAGAACAGAAAGGUGACGUGUGUCUCUGAGUAUCAGUCGUAUCCUGAUCAUCCCGACAGAUUUGAUCGUUGUCCUCAGGUUGUGUGUUCAGAGAGACUGACUGGACGCUGUUACUGGGAGACUGAAUGGAGCGGAUAUGUUAAUAUAUCAGUGUGUUAUAAAAAAAUCCAGAGGAAAGGAUUGAGUAAUGACUGUGUGUUUGGAGGUAAUGAUAUCUCCUGGAGUCUGAUCUGCACUGAUCAAGGAUUCGGUGCUCGUCACAAUGAUAACUACACUGAGAUCUCUGUUUCUCCAGACUCCUGUAAGAGAGUCGCAGUGUUUCUGGACGAGUCGAGCGGCUCUCUGUCCUUCUACAGUGUCUCUGACACACACACACUCACACACUUACACACAUUCACACACACAUUCACUCAACCUCUACACGCUGGAUUUUACCUUGAUACAAACUCUUCAGUGUCUCUGUGUCACAUUAAACACUAAACACACACACACACUCACACACUUACACACACUCACACACACAUUCACUCAACCUCUACUCGCUGGAUUUAGACUUUCUUAUACAAACUCUUCAGUGUCUCUGUGUCACAUUAAACACACACACACACACACACUCACACACACACACUCACACACUUACACACAUUCACACACACAUUCACUCAACCUCUACUCGCUGGAUUUUACCUUGAUACAAACUCUUCAGUGUCUCUGUGUCACAUUAAACACUAAACACACACACACACACACACACACACACUCACACACACACUCACACUCACACACACAUUCACUCAGCCUCUACACGCUGGAUUUAGACUUUAUCCAGACUCUUCAGUGUCUCUGUGUCACACUAAACACUAAACACACACACACACUCACACACUUACACACACUCACACACACAUUCACUCAGCCUCUACACGCUGGAUUUAGACUUUAUCCAGGCUCUUCAGUGUCUCUGUGUCACAUUAAACACUAAACACACACACACACACACACACACACACUCACACACACACUCACACUCACACACACAUUCACUCAGCCUCUACACGCUGGAUUUAGACUUUAUCCAGGCUCUUCAGUGUCUCUGUGUCACAUUAAACACUAAACACACACACACACUCACACACUUACACACACUCACACACACAUUCACUCAACCUCUACUCGCUGGAUUUAGACUUUAUCCAGACUCUUCAGUGUCUCUGUGUCACAUUAAACACUAAACACACACACACACUCACACACUUACACACAUUCACACACACAUUCACUCGACCUCUACUCGCUGGAUUUAGACUUUAUUAUACAAACUCUUCAGUGUCUCUGUGUCACAUUAAACACACACACACACACACACUCACACACACACACUCACACACUUACACACAUUCACACACACAUUCACUCAACCUCUACUCGCUGGAUUUUACCUUGAUACAAACUCUUCAGUGUCUCUGUGUCACAUUAAACACUAAACACACACACACACACACACACACACACUCACACACACACUCACACUCACACACACAUUCACUCAGCCUCUACACGCUGGAUUUAGACUUUAUCCAGGCUCUUCAGUGUCUCUGUGUCACAUUAAACACUAAACACACACACACACUCACACACUUACACACACUCACACACACAUUCACUCAACCUCUACUCGCUGGAUUUAGACUUUAUCCAGGCUCUUCAGUGUCUCUGUGUCACAUUAAACACUAAACACACACACACACUCACACACUUACACACAUUCACACACACAUUCACUCGACCUCUACUCGCUGGAUUUAGACUUUAUUAUACAAACUCUUCAGUGUCUCUGUGUCACAUUAAACACACACACACUCACACACACACACUCACACACUUACACACAUUCACACACACACACACACACUCACACACACACACACACACACACCAGUACACACAGGUUGAGUGUGUAAUGAUGUGAAAGUGUGUGUUUUAAUCUGAACUCCUGUGAAUCUCAUCUUCAGGAAGUUGAACAUCAGUUUCCUGUUUCUGAUCAUCAUGAAGAUGUUUCAGUCACACACACAAACAGACAAAUACACAAGUGUGUGUGUGGAAUCAGCUCAUAUUUACACUGCUCUUUAAAAUUUCUCUGUCUGUAUUUUCAUGAGUUCAAUGAUUGUAAUAUAGUGUAAUAGAGUUCAGAAUAAAAUUUCUUCAUCAUCAUUAUUAAUAUUAUUAUAAUUAUCAUGUGUCUGAAACCAACAUUCAAAGAACUGCUGGAGAAAAGUGUUUAUGCAGCUGUACAUUAAAAACAUUAAUGUGAGGAA